UGCUGGUACAGGCUCGGUAAAGUUUGGAACUAAAGCAUGGAGCCUAUGUUUUUAUAAAUUUUUCUCUAGCAUGCCUGCAGCACUGAAGUAUAGUAGCACUGCUCCUAAGAAGUUUUCUCUUCUUCGAAUUAAAGUUGGAUUUGGAACAAAUGAGCAUUUUAUCCAUCAUCGAUUGCUCUCUAGCAAGCCACCUAAAGGAUUUGAGAAAUACUUUCCCAAAAAUGAAGAGCCUGGAGUCAACAAAUCAGCAGCUGAACCUGAUGAAGUAAAAAACUCUGAGCCAGAGCCCCAUGGAAACAAAGGGGAGCAAAAUGAAGGAGGUGAAAGAAGAAAUGGAAGGAAAGGAGAUGAUAACAGCUGGUGGACCCGUUUCCAGAGGGGUGACUUCCCAUGGGACGAGAAGGACUUCCGGAAUAUUGCCAUUGCAGGGGCUGGAAUGCUGACAGCGUUCCUUUACUUCCACUUCAGGGAGACAGGGAAAGAGAUUUCUUGGAGGGAUUUUGUAAAUUACUACCUCGCUAGAGGACUGGUUGAUCGCCUUGAAGUCAUCAAUAAACAAUAUGUGAAAGUGAUUCCAGUGCCAGGAGUAAACACCUCAGAAGUGAAUUAUGUGUGGUUCAACAUUGGCAGUGUGGAAACAUUUGAACGGAACCUGGAGCUGGCGCAGCAGGAGAUGGGCAUGGAAGCUUCUCAUAGGCUUUCAGUCGUAUACAACACUGAGAGCGAUGGGUCUUUCUUGAUGAGCAUGUUACCUAGCCUCCUGCUAGUUGGCUUUUUACUCUUCACUCUGAGGCAGGGGCCAAUGGCAGGAGGGCGUGGGGGCAGAAGAAGCAACCCCUUCAGUAUGAGUGAGUCCACAGCUAAAAUCACUAGGGACAAUACCAAUGUCAAGUUCAAGGAUGUGGCAGGCUGUGAAGAGGCCAAGGUAGAGAUCUUGGAGUUUGUCAACUUUCUCAAGAACCCCAAACAGUACCAAGAUCUGGGGGCCAAAAUCCCAAAGGGUGCAGUGUUGUCAGGUCCGCCGGGCACAGGGAAGACCCUGCUUGCCAAAGCCACCGCUGGAGAAGCUAAUGUUCCUUUCAUCACAGUGAAUGGCUCUGAGUUUCAGGAGAUGUUUGUUGGUGUUGGGCCAGCCAGGGUGAGGGACAUGUUUUCUCUGGCCAGGAAGAAUGCUCCCUGCAUUCUCUUUAUUGAUGAGAUAGAUGCAGUGGGCAGGAAGAGAGGCAGAGGAAACUUUGGUGGACAGAGUGAGCAGGAGAACACGCUCAACCAGCUCCUGGUGGAGAUGGAUGGCUUUAACAGCAGCACUAAUGUGGUAGUGUUGGCCGGGACAAACCGUGUGGACAUCCUGGAUCCAGCUCUGAUGAGACCCGGCAGGUUCGACCGACAGAUCUAUAUUGGACCCCCUGAUAUCAAAGGUAGAGCUUCUAUCUUCAAAGUGCACUUGCGACCUCUUAAGCUUGACACCAGUGUGGAUUCAGAGGCCCUGGCCAGGAAGCUGGCUGCUCUUAGCCCUGGUUUUACUGGAGCUGACAUAGCCAAUGUCUGUAAUGAAGCAGCGCUUAUAGCAGCCAGGCACCUUGACCAGACCAUUAGCACUAAGCACUUUGAGCAAGCCAUUGAGAGAGUCAUCGGUGGCUUGGAGAAGAAGACCCAGGUCCUGCAGUCCAAUGAAAAGACCACUGUGGCCUACCACGAGGCAGGACAUGCUGUUGUAGGCUGGUUUUUGGAGCAUGCAGAUCCCCUUCUUAAGGUGUCCAUCAUUCCCCGGGGGAAAGGUUUGGGUUACGCGCAGUACCUUCCGAAGGAGCAGUACCUGUUCACAAAGGAGCAGCUGUUCGACAGGAUGUGCAUGAUGCUGGGGGGGCGCGUGGCGGAGCAAAUCUUCUUUGGCAAGGUCACCACAGGAGCACAGGAUGACCUAAAGAAGGUCACACAGUCUGCCUAUGCACAGAUUGUGCAGUUUGGGAUGAGUGACACGGUGGGACAAGUGUCAUUUGACCUUCCGCGGCCAGGUGACAUGGUCUUUGAGAAACCUUACAGCGAAGACACCGCCCAGCUCAUAGAUCAUGAAGUGCGUUCACUCAUCAACACGGCUUUUGAAAGGACACGGCAGCUGAUCACUGACAAACGCGACCUGGUGGAGCAGGUGGGGAGGCGUCUUCUGGAGAAGGAGGUGUUGGAUAAAACAGAUAUGCUGGAGCUGCUUGGUCCAAGGCCGUUUGAAGAGAAGUCUACUUAUGAGGAGUUCGUGGAGGGAACAGGCGGUUUUGAGGAAGACACAAGUCUACCUGAGGGUCUGAAGCACUGGAACCAGGAAAAGGGCGACUCCCAGCAGCAACAGCAGCAGCAGCGUAAAGAGGCCCUCUACCUUUAGACUGACAGUGGGGGCGGGCUGGCCCCGGCCCAGCAGGGUCAGCGUUAGAGAAGAAAGGAACGAAAAGUUCAUCCUCACCUCAGAUUCUAGAUGCAGUGCUGGAAGCUCAGAGGUUUCGAGUGGGGUGUUCUGCACCAACUCAGAGUGUGUGAUUCCUCACUUUUAAGUGAUUACGUUCAUUUUCUUUUAUAGAAAAUACAGAAAAUGUCCCCCUUCGAAAAAAAGAGUCUUUGAGCCCAGAAUUUCACAUGGAUGUGUGUCCGGUUAUGCCUUAGCUUCCCAUCAGGGAAGCGCAGAAGAGUCAAAGCAGUAUCCUGGGUCUUGACUACAUUAUGUCUGGAAUGCAGUAAGCCUCAGGAGAUGAUCGGCAUCGCAUCCUGUUGUUUUUCCAGUGCUCGGUUAUCACACAGUGUAGUAUUCCCUGGAGAUUCUUAAAGACAUAUGAUGUAAAUAUUUACUUUGAAGUGUCUUCUCUGGAACAUACAAUGCUGUGAAAAAAAAAAAAUGAAGUGCUUUCAUGCCGUACACUUCAGCUAAAACUGAUUGAGUACCACUUUCUGUCUCAGUCCUCUUGAAACAGUAUUUGAACCAGUGACCUUAGUGCAUUCCAGCUAACUGAUGCUGUUUAAUCACCAGAAUGUCACUCUAGGAUAAGGGAUUGUGACAUUUUUCCUUUCACUGUCUUGUGGUUCUGCAGCAAUAAUCGUCUUCUCCACAGACCUACAAAACCUACAAAAAUCUGUCUCUGAUUCUUAUAAGGUUUUAUGACUUCAUCAUCUGAACUCUAUUUUUUAAAUGGUGUGUGUCAGGUUUUGGGAGACAGAAACACGUGAAGAGUGCAGUGUAGCGAACAUAACGUAACGUGAGUGACUACUGCUUUUCUCUGCCUACAGUACUGUAUUUUCUUAACACUCUUUUUUUUUUGUCAACUCGGAGUUCUCUCAAGACAAGUAGUUGUCCUUUUCUGUGUCUUAUGUGCGUAUGCCUCAGCCACAGUUCUCUUUCCUCCUCUUUUUCAGUGCAAUAGUUUGUCACAUAUACUGUGUGCAGCUUUAUAAUUGACCCCAAUAUCUCUUCAGAGUCUCUCUUUGAACAACUCGUGCUGUGCUAAGCCAUGUUCUUCAUAGCAGCUCUCAUAGGAUCUAAUAGGAACUAGGACAUGCCUGUUAAUGGAUACCCAUGGCUAUGGGCCAAGCUAUAGGGAAGGGCUGUUACUAUUUUAGAAGGAGAUAUUGGGAGGCAGACUGGUCUGGAAGGUAUUUGCUGGGCAGUUGUGUGUGAACAUGACUUUUGUUUGGUUGGCAUACUUUUUCCUCUAGUAAUAUCUCUACCUCAUCAUAAUGGUCCAAUGCUCUGCCGUUAAUGUAAGCUAGUCAGUGGUAUUUACCUGGACACUUAUAUGCGUAUAGUUUUCUAAAUGCUUUUUGUAGGUCACAGAACUCACAAUGAAAUCGAUUCAGUCUGACUUUUUAUCCUCAUGUUUGUACAUUCCAAUGUUAAUAUGACCGGAGUUGUGAAGUGUGUAUGGCGUGUUCAGUGAUGUUUCGCAUGCUUUUCUGCAGAAGAACUUUUGGUCUGGAAUCAGAUGAUUGUAAUUCGGCCUUUGGUUUUUAAACAAGUUUUUACAGUGAUGACAGAGAUGGGACUGACUACAUUAAAGUUUUCAUUUUUUUCAUUGGACUUUUACAAAAGUCAACUGGAUUUGGUAACCUGUUACAAGUCAGAACCCCCAAAGGAGGUUUUUUGU
This is a messenger RNA of Chanos chanos (milkfish), 4124 nucleotides long. RefSeq names its product AFG3-like protein 1. Gene Ontology annotation, biological process: mitochondrial protein processing. Gene Ontology annotation, cellular component: m-AAA complex; membrane. The record is from RefSeq and is a predicted model, not a curated record. Gene Ontology annotation, molecular function: ATP-dependent peptidase activity; zinc ion binding; ATP hydrolysis activity. Lineage: Eukaryota; Metazoa; Chordata; Actinopteri; Gonorynchiformes; Chanidae.